Molecule: messenger RNA, 669 nt
Organism: Cyphellophora attinorum
Lineage: Eukaryota; Fungi; Ascomycota; Eurotiomycetes; Chaetothyriales; Cyphellophoraceae
Exons: 1
Coding region: 1-669 (222 amino acids)
Source: RefSeq, a predicted model, not a curated record
AUGGCGGCCUCACAGCAAGAAUUGAAUGCCCUUCGGGAGCGCCUCGAAAAGGUCGUCAGCGAUGCAAAGGUGAUGUUCGAUCAGAUACGCAACGAAGCAAGCAGCAGAACAGCGGCUCUCGAAACCGCAGCGGCCUCCCAGGACACGAAGAUCGACACCAUGCAGCGCACAAUCGAUACUUUGAAGCAAACAGUCGACGAGCAAUCAGCCGUCAUUCGAAAACUAGUGACCGGCAUCAAGCUCCGUGGCCAAAUCCGCAUCAAUGGCCAACUCGACCGUGGCGAUCCUGACAUCAGCCAUACUGUCGAGACCACCACUGUCGACUGCACCAAGCCCCAGCAGAUGCUGAAGCUGCUGAACAAUCUCGCCAAAGAUGAAUACCAUAUCGCCAUCGCGCAGCAAUACCCGCGCACUCACGCAAAUUUCUGGCGGGCUGUGUGGAUCGAGCUGUACACUAAAGACGGCAAUUUCACAAUUCUUUCUUCGGCGGACGAGGAGGCAUGGUCGCGAUGGGUACUUCGUUGCAUCGAGGAGGGCUCUGAGUGUCUGGAGGUGAUGUUUAGGAUCUGCAUUGCGAAGGGUCCGAAUACGUUGAAGCCGUUGAAGACGGGUGGCGCGUUUACGGGGAAGGGUGCUUCGAUGUAUGAUGAUUGUAUUCCUUUCUUCUGA